AUGAUCGCACCACUCCACCACUACGAUGUCGUUAUCGUUGGCUCAGGGAUUGGAGGGCUUGCUGCAGCAAAGACAUACCUCGAGCCGUCGCCAAACACCAACCUGAUCUUACUUGAAGCGCGCGAAACCCUCGGAGGUGUAUGGGCAAAGGAAAAUUGUUACGACGGUCUGAAGACAAACAAUAUCAUUGGCACUUACGAAUUCUCGGACUUCCCCAUGGACGCCAAGUAUGGCAUCAAGGACGGCCGGCAUAUUCCAGGGUUUGCGAUGCACCAGUAUUUGACUGACUUCGCGCGUCACUACGAUAUAUUUCGACGUAUCAGAUUCAACGUCCGCGUGAAUGAGGUCCAUAAGUCCGACAAUGGAGGCUGGGACCUCAUGACCGUAUCUACCCCGGGACACGAGACUGAAGAAACCAUUAUCUACCACACCGAGAAACUGAUCAUGUGUACUGGGCUGGCCUCUCGAGCCAAUCCUGUGAACAUCAAAGGCGUGGAAGACUUUGGAAAGCCCGUCUUGAACCACAGCCAGAUGACGGUCGAAGCGGAUCUGUUGGCCAGAGAUACCGACGCCGAGGUGAUUACAGUCGUGGGUGCCUCCAAAACUGGUUACGAUGCUGUUCACUUGUUUGCGUCUCAAGGAAAGGGAGUAGAUUGGAUUGUUCGGGAGUCUGGUGGUGGCGGCGUGUGGAUGUCUCUGCGCUGGGUCUUGAUGGGGCCAUGGCGGGUCUUGCUAGAACCCACGGCGACUAUGAGAUUCAUGAGUUGGUUUAGUCCAUGUAUCUGGGGCGACUUUGACGGCUAUGGGCUUCUCAGACGUCUCUUGCACGGUACCUGGCUCGGCAGGCUUCUCGUUCACAAGUUGUGGGAGAAAAUCAGAUGGGACACGGUUGCGGUCAACAGGUAUCGAAUGGAUCCCUGCCUAGCCCAUCUGGAGCCCCGAGAAUGCCUCUUCUGGUCGGCGAGAGUGGGAAUCCUCAACUAUCCUACCGAUAUCCAUGACUAUGUCCGAUCCGGCCAGGUCAAGAUCUACCGAAAAGAUAUUUCGCAUCUGGGAAGUGGUACCGUUAAUUUUGUUGACGGGUCCCGGCUCAGGUCCGAUGGGCUCAUUGCUAUUACCGGAUGGCGACUCGUUCCAGGAAUCAAGUAUACCCCAGAAGGGAUUGACGCCAGCCUCGGAAUUCCCAGUGCCAAGUACAACCCUGUCGAAAGCGAAUACUGGCGACAUCUGGAUCGAUCGGCAGACCGAGAAAUCACGCAAAGGUUCCCAUACCUGAGAAACCCACCGAAAGCAAAACUUCCCUUCAAGCAGUCCGUCACGCCAUUCCGCCUCUAUCGUGGUAUUGCCCCUCCAGGGCUCACUGUUAACCAGGACCAGUCGCUGGCCUUCAUCAAGAUGGUGCACUCUACUUCCAACUUCAUCAUCGCCGAAGCUCAGGCUCUCUGGAUCUAUGCCUAUCUCAACAACAAGCUCCCCAUAGAACGCAGUCAAGUGUUCUGGAACACGGCCCUCACGAGCCGUUUCCGGAAAUGGAGGUAUCCAUGGGGAUUUUCACAGUGGUACCCUGAAUUUGUCUACGACGCCGUACCUUACGCAGACAUGUUGUUGAGCGAUCUUAGCCUGGAUCGCGAAAGAAAACGCCGCGGCAAGACCGGCAGUCUGCUCCGUGAGUGGUUUGAAGGGUACACAGUGCAUGAUUACAAAGGACUAAACCUGGAGUGGAAGGCCCAACAGCUGGCAUCUCCGGGGGUGCAGAUGGCUGAUGGGUUGUAA
Exophiala xenobiotica is the source of this 1773-nucleotide messenger RNA. RefSeq lists its product as uncharacterized. The transcript has 4 exons. NCBI's taxonomy places the organism in Eukaryota, Fungi, Ascomycota, Eurotiomycetes, Chaetothyriales, Herpotrichiellaceae. Gene Ontology annotation, molecular function: oxidoreductase activity. Bases 1 to 1773 code for a protein of 590 amino acids. The record is from RefSeq and is a predicted model, not a curated record.